This is a messenger RNA of Mauremys mutica (yellowpond turtle), 838 nucleotides long. RefSeq names its product DELTA-actitoxin-Aeq1c-like. The transcript is spliced from 2 exons. The record is from RefSeq and is a predicted model, not a curated record. Gene Ontology annotation, cellular component: pore complex. NCBI's taxonomy places the organism in Eukaryota, Metazoa, Chordata, Testudines, Geoemydidae. Bases 97 to 633 code for a protein of 178 amino acids. Gene Ontology annotation, biological process: pore complex assembly; cytolysis in another organism; monoatomic cation transport. Gene Ontology annotation, molecular function: channel activity.
GCUGGGGCCUGGGAGGGCAGCGAGUCGGCUCUGCCCAGAGAGGCGCUGGUGGUGCUCUGCAGGAGCUGCUGCUGAACAAUCCCUCAUUUCUGCAAGAUGAGCAUCGUUGGAGAGCUGAUUGCGCCAAUGGAUGUAGGCCGGUGUGUGGGCAUCCAGAUAACCAACAACACCAGAGAUGUGACCCUAGAGUACCCCAGGACUUACUGUUUCAGCGGCUGGGCCAUGAUAGAGCCUGUGUCCCGCAUCCCCCCCGGCUCUGCAGGGAACAGCGUGUUUGUGAAAACAAGCUACACGGCCUGUGGUAGCGUCGGGGUGCUGAGCUACGAGUCCGACGUCUUCACCCUGGCCAUCAUGUUCUCCAACCCCUUCGACCGCCUACGCUACACCUCUGAGUUUGCCAUCCAGAUCUUCACUGGCAGGAAGCACUUCCACAGCAUGGAGCACCUCUACCACUACAUGUACUAUGACGGCCCUCCCUAUAUAUGCGAGUACUACCGGAAAGUGAAGCUCGAGGUCACGGAUGGCCAACUGGAGGUGAUCAACGAGGAGAUCCAGGUGAAGGCCAGCAUGUCCAGCAAAGAUAAGUCCAUCAUUCAAGUGCAGAUUGAGCAAAAAGAUCGCUGCCCAUUCUAGCCGCCCACUCAGCCGACCCAGGCAGCCCAGGGACAUGCCCCAGUGUGACAGAUAAGGGGGCUGCUGGUGGGAAAUAGUGACUCUCUUUCUCCCAGCUUGAGUAGACAGCGAUGUGCUAGCUCUGCUCGAGUUAGUCACUAAAAAUGGCCAGAGCGGUGUGGGUGGAGGGAAGAGCUAGUCACCCAAGUGCACUCUCACCUGACCU